GGCCGGCUCCAGUUCGCACGCUGGGUUCCCAGCCUGAGGCUAGCAUGGCUGAGCCGGCUAGCGGGUUCGUGACUCCCGCGGGGUGGUUUCCAGCCCCCGAGCGGAUCCCCACGUUGGGGCCUCUGAGCGACACGGUCCCGCUGCAGCACAAAUGGAUGCUCUGGGCCAUGUUGCCGCCGCCACCGCCGCCUCCGUCGCCGCCUCCCGCCGCGGGGUCAGAGCCCGCCACUGAGGCGCAGCCCGCCGCGGAGACCCGGGCGCUCCCCGAGGCGCCCCCGCGCUUCGACGCCCAGGUUCUUCCCGGGACCCAGGCUCUCUUCGACACCCAGUCCCGCCUAGAUUCUCAGCCUCAGAUCAACGGCCAGCCUUCCUGGAGUUUCCAGGCUUCGACAUCUUGGCACUGGAGACCGCCUCCUAGCAGUUUUCCUCCGCAUCAGACAUCCCACAACACUCCGGUUAAACAUUCUUAUUUUCCACAACAAUAUGAUGCAAAGUUUACUGACUUCAACUUCCCUCCCAGUAGAAAACAUAAAAAAAAGAAAAGAAAAGAACCAGUUUUCCACUAUUUUUGUGAUACCUGUGAUCGUGGUUUCAAAAAUCAAGAAAAGUAUGAUAAACACAUGUCUGAACAUAUGAAGUGUCCGGAAGUAGAUUGCUCUUUUAGUGCACAUGAGAAGAUUGUCCAAUUCCACUGGAGAAAUAUGCAUGCUCCUGGUAUGAAGAAGAUCAAGUUAGAUACUCCAGAUGAGAUUGCAAGAUGGAGAGAAGAAAGAAGAAAAAACUACCCAACUCUGGCCAAUAUUGAAAGGAAGAAGAAGUUAAAACUUGAAAAGGAAAAGAUAGGUGCAGUAUUGACAACAACACAGUUUGGUAAGAUGAAGGGAAUGUCCAGACAUUCACAGAUGGCAAAGAUCAGAAGUUCUGACAGACAUCACAAGUGGGAAAAUGACUGUGCCGGACAGAGAGCAGCCAUCAGAUCAGGCAUUUGCUUGGUUGAUUCGAAGCCUGAAGGUCCACCUGAGGCAAAUGCAGACCCUCUGAGUGUUUUGGUAAAUACUGAUUCUGAGUCUGAUAAAGAGGAAAAACCACAAAGUACUGUCAUACCCAAGGAAGUGACACCAGCCCUCUGCUCAUUAAUGAACAACUAUGGCAGUCUCUCAGGGUCAGACAGUGAACCAGAAGAAACUCCCAUUAAGACCGAAGCAGAUGUUCUGGCGGAAGACCAGGUUCUUCAUAGUGAUACUCCUAAGGGACCAAAUCAAGAUGUUAAAGCAACUGUUAAAAAUUUCUCAGAAGCCAACAGCCAAAAGAAAAAUUUCAAAAAGACAAACCCUAAGAGGAAAAAAGAUUGUCACAACUAUCAUGCUUUAUUUGAACCAAGAACACAUCAUCCAUAUCUCCUGGAAAUGCUUUUAGCUCCAGACAUUCGACAUGAAAGAAAUGUGAUUUUGCAGUGUGUUCGGUACAUCAUCAAAAAAGACUUUUUUGGACUUAAUAGUAAUUCUAUGAAAACUGAAGAUGUGUAGGUGUCUGAUGUUUCAGCACUCAUAACUGAAGCAUUUAAAAUAGUGCCAUGCUCAAGUUAGUGGAGGAAAACUUCUUUUUAAACUGGAUUAGUCAUUGAAUUAUAAGCUUCAUAUGAUACUAUGUUGGAUUUUCAAUUCUUUUCUUUGAAUCUGUGCAAAUAAAUACACAAUUGAUUUUUAA
Eptesicus fuscus (big brown bat) is the source of this 1707-nucleotide messenger RNA. RefSeq names its product nuclear FMR1 interacting protein 1 (gene NUFIP1). NCBI's taxonomy places the organism in Eukaryota, Metazoa, Chordata, Mammalia, Chiroptera, Vespertilionidae. Bases 45 to 1526 code for a protein of 493 amino acids. Gene Ontology annotation, biological process: box C/D snoRNP assembly. Gene Ontology annotation, cellular component: nucleus. The record is from RefSeq and is a predicted model, not a curated record. Gene Ontology annotation, molecular function: RNA binding. The transcript is spliced from 10 exons.